Messenger RNA from Trichoderma asperellum CBS 433.97, 849 nucleotides. RefSeq lists its product as uncharacterized. Lineage: Eukaryota; Fungi; Ascomycota; Sordariomycetes; Hypocreales; Hypocreaceae. The record is from RefSeq and is a predicted model, not a curated record.
AUGAAGGGAUCAACUUUGAAGAGCCUCCUCGCCGGCUCCGGCCUCGUCUCGAUGGCUGCCGCCGUCACUCCCAUCUCCGACUCUGACAUGACCAAUCUCCUCAACGCUGGAGGUGUCGAGCUCGCCAUGAGGGCCCAGCCCAUGUGGUUCUUCGGCCAGGCUAUGAACCAGCCCCCGUGCAUCCCAACUUUUGCUACGCAGCCCGAUAACUCUCAGACCCCUUCGGCUGCUCUUUGCGCUUACCCCAACGUUGGCUGCAACUGCCGCAACCCAGGCGUUCCCAUCACGAACCCAUCGCCCUCGUUCCCCACCUAUUAUAGCUACGAGAAGUGCAAUGCUACCACCAUCCGAAUCCAAUACUCCCUGUUUUAUGAGAAGGAUGGUACCCAGCCUCAGGGCAUCUUGGGCCACCCCUACGACUGGGAGCGUGUCAUUGUCGAGUGGGCCUUGGGUUCAGAUGGAAACUGGGUGCAGAACCAGGCUCUUCUUUCUCAGCACUCCGGCUAUGACAGACUGAGCUGGGGCAGCAUCCAGAACACAUUCAACACUGCGGAUGGCACACUGCAGCGAGGAGGUGACAACGGACGCACAAAUCUUGACCACCCCAAGGUCUACAUUGCGUGGAGCAAGCACGCCAACUACGAUGACCGCAACACUGGGUGGAACGAUCCUCUUUCUCAGCUCGACAACAACGCUUUCCGUAGCCAGGACUGGUGGUAUUUCCCCGUUGCAUCUGACUACCUCCGCGCUGACGGCUCAACUGCUCUGGGCCAGCUUCUCAGCAGCUACAACUGGGGCGACGCCUCUUCCAACCCUCCCUCUGUUCACGCAAGCCUGUGCUCUCAAUGA